UGGAAGUGUCCAGCAACACCCAGCACACGUGGAGCGUGGCUUCGGGGCCACCAGGGGAGCUGAGAGCAUGCUGAGUCCUCUCCCUUUCCUCUGGGGCAAGCCAGGGCAGAGUCACCCUCCAGUGGCUCCCUCUAACUGACCCUCGGCCCCAGCUGGUCGCACAGCUGUCCCCUCGGCAGCUCCAGCCGGGGCCCAGUGGGCGUCUCAAACUCAGGGCAGCCGACCGGCUCUUCCCCCGGUUUCAGGGUCGUUUCUCAUUUGCUCAGGCCACAGCCCGGCAGGUUGUCUGUCCUUGACUUUUUUCUCAGGGCCACAUCCAGGUCAUUAGAAAACCUGGCAGCACCACCUUCGGGACGUUUCUAGAAUCUGCCCAUCGCCUUCUCCUGGGCCCUGCCCUGUCCCGUCCAGUGUUGUCUCCACUUGGGUAGUUGCAGAAGCCUCCUCUCUGGCUCCCUGUCCCCCACACACAGCCAGGGGGACCCGUGAGUGCCCAGGUCGGAUCAUGUCCCUCCCCUGCUCCAUCUCAGAGUAGAGGACAAAGUAGUCAUUUGGCCACGAGAUCCCAUGUGAUCUGCCACCACCUUUCUGUUCAGCCUGUCCCCUCUCUUGCUGGGACUGCCCAACCUGCCUUGUCAUUGACUCUCCAAAUUCCUUCCAGAUUGCGCUUUUGCACUUGAGAGUCCCCUUCCUUGGGCUCUUCCCCAAAUCUUGUCUUCUGACCUCUGUUCUGUCACUCAGGCCUUAGUCCAAAUGCCACCUCCCCAGAGAGGCCUUCUCUGAGAAGCCUGGCUGGAGCAAAACGCCCAGCACUCGGGAUCUACGGCCACGCUCGCAUGGCUGCCAGAGGACAGGGUCUGGGAGAGGGACCUGCUCGACAGAAAUUGCUGGAAUGAGGUGCUCUGGCCUGUGCAGUUCCCCAGGCAGUGCCCCGAGCACCAUGCACACAUUAUUUCAUCCUUACUGUGGGGCUGUGGGAAAGAUUGUCACCAACCCUAUUGUCCCACGGAGGACAGCUCUUAGGGAAGCUAAGCAACAUUCGGAGCAGCCCAGGGUGGCAAGUGGUGGAGCUGGGACUCAGGACAACCACAACUUCCAGGGAAGUGGCUUUAUGAGAACCGCUCUCCCGAUGGGGAAACUGAGGCCCAGGAGGGGAAGGAGUUGCUGAGGUCGACCCGCCGCCAAGUGGCUGCAGCUGGUGUGAGCCCCGCACACCCCGUGUCUGCCGAGGGAAGCGCCCUGCGCGCCGCGCUCCCGGCGGGACGCCUCGAGGGGAGCCCGUGCUGCACGUGGGCUCAUGAAUAAUUGAGGGUCCUGGGCAGGCGGCCGCCCCGCAGCUGUCGCCCGCCGUAGCAGGCAGGGGGCGGCGGUGACGUCACUUCCUGCCCUGGGGGCCACCGCGCGAGUUAAAAAGCGAGGCCGCCCGGUCCAGGUCCGCACGCCCCGCCAUGCCGCGCCCCGGGCCCUCCGCGCUGCUGCUGCCCCUGCUGAUGGCGCUGGUGCUGGGGGCGGCCACUGCGGCUCCCUUGGCGCCCAGACCCUCCAAGGAGGAGCUGACCCGCUGUCUGGCAGAGGUGGUCACAGAGGUGCUGGCGCUGGGCCAGGCCCAGAGAGGACCCUGCACGGCUCUGCUCCACAAAGCGAUGUGCGACACGGAGCCCCACGGCUGCGUGUCCUCCGGGGAGAGAGGCCUGCUGGUUGGGGACUUCAAGAAGCAGGAGGCUGGGAAGACCAGGUCCAGCCAGGAGGUGAGGGACGAGGAAGAGGAGGAGACGGCAGAGAGGACACACAAGUCUGAGGUCCGGGAACAGGCCGUCGGUGAAAAGCUCCACAGCCGGCUCCGCCAGGAGGCGGAGGAGGAGGAGAAGAAGAGGGGACCCACGGAGACCUUCGAGGACCUGUGGCAGCAGCAUCUAGAGAGUGGAGGGAGCCCCCAGAAGCGGGUGGCAGAGAAGGCCAGCAACGAGGAGACGGCCCAGUUCGAGGCAGAGGAGAAGGGCGUGCAGGUGCUGGGCGGGGGCCGCAGCCCGUGGCUCAGAGACAGGCCCGAGGACUCACCGCACCGCCACCACCACCGCCACCGCCAGCCAGAGGCUGAGCCCAGGCAGGAGGAGAGGGACGAGGCUUCGGAGAGGGAGGAACAUGACGUGGAGCAGCUGGAGCACGUGAGGGACGCGCUGAAGGAGGCCACGGAGAAGCUGGGGGAGCAGCUCAGGAGGGAGGGCUGACCCCCGCCCCCUCCUUCCCGACACGCCCUGCGGCUUAGGACUGUUGGCCCCAAAGCCCCCGCCUCACCUGGCACCCUACUCCGCCCGCACCCUGGCACAGGUGGGGAGCAGGGUGUGCCUUACUUAGACCUCAGCCUGAGGGGACGAAUCUGAGCUGGGUAGCGGGGCUGGGCUCAGACCUGACUCAGGAAACACCCCACGCCCGUCUAGCCCCCUCCCACCCUUCUGAGUGAAUAAAGCACAAAGAAAAACCACCUCGGC
Molecule: messenger RNA, 2486 nt
Organism: Microcebus murinus (gray mouse lemur)
Lineage: Eukaryota; Metazoa; Chordata; Mammalia; Primates; Cheirogaleidae
Gene: CCER2
Product: coiled-coil glutamate rich protein 2
Source: RefSeq, a predicted model, not a curated record